AUGAGCUCAAAAAAUUCUUCGAAAAAAGCCGCGAAAGCGAAGAUCCCUAAUAGAAAUUUGAGGGUAACUGACUUUUUUACCCGAAAACCAGCCCAAGCGCCGAGUUCGUCGGUUGUGUCGUCGUCUCAGCCUAGUCCAGUCGCGUUGGCCACACGUUCGCGUCAAAGCAACGCUUCAAAGUCAUCACCUGAGACAUCCAUGGCAGUCUCUCACAAACAGACCAUAACUACUCCUAUGCUCUCCGCUUCGCGCACGUCCACUUCUAGUGGUUCCGGUACACUUCUUUCCCCACCCCACACAGCAUCUAGAACCCGUUCUUCUACUUGUCAAACUCCGAAGGGUCCUAUGGCAUCGCCUCGUAUUACACGCAGCCAAGUAGCACAGAACACCCCUAGGAGGGCCUCUCAAAAGCGUCCUCGUUCCCCAGACCAGUAUUUCGGCGCUUCUCACCUCCUGAGCGCGUCUUCGUCCGCCAAGGCCAGGUUGCCUCAUAAGCGCAAGAAGAAAUUCGAGAGCGACUCCGAGGGUGAACGUCCAAACGGUGUUAUCUAUGUCCAGAAACCAGGCUCUCCUUUGAAACCAUCCAUACAAGCCCCUCCACUCGCAGGGCCUCACACCCCUUCAUCUAGUAAGCUUCUCAUACACAGUAGCCAAUCUGACGAGAUGGAACUCGUCGUUCCUGUACUAGACACCCGCGUUCUCUGUCAAGUCAAUGAACAAGUCCACAAAUGGCGCCAAACUACUUUGGCAUCACCAUCCUCAUCUGUCAUUAAUGACAGUAGCCCCUGUGACUCAAGUGCAACGGACGCAGGCCUGCAGGUACCUGUUACUUCCCCAUCAAAUGACGACGCAUACUUGCGUUCUGUCACGCCCUUGCAUAGUGCACCUCCUGAGACGCCCCUUCAACCCUCUGCUUCACUGCCCUCCCCGCCUGACACCGCAGGUGUCCCGCAACUUCCCGCCACGCCCGUGUCUGAUAAAGCAGGCAAGGCUGUGCAGCUCAUUGCAAGUAUCAAAGCAAAAGCAUUUGCCGAAAGCCCCCUGAGCGACGAGGAGAAAACCUACAAGUUCCGCGAGCUCGAUGAAAGUAGCGACGACGACCUCGAAAAUAUGACUCUCAUUCCCGAUAAGAAGGGCAAGGGCAAGAACUUGCAUCUUCCUGUCCUGGAUGGUAUGGAUGGUAUAUUCGACUCGCCGCUAUCAAGUGUCCCAUCUUCGGCACCCAAAGCCACCACCUCCUACAAUCUCCGUAAUCGCCGCUCUCCUUCUGCCUCCCCCACGCGCCCCCCUGUUCACACCCACAGGAUGUCCCGAACCCAAGUACACAUCCGCUCUGGCCGUACAAGCAAGCCUGCGCCGCCCCUACGCCUUCCUAGCAUCGUCGUCACCAAGAAUGCACCUGGACCCUCAAAGCUCAAGAAGUCCUUCAAUCCGCUUGAAGCGCUCCUUCGCGAGAAAAAGGCCGCGGAGAAGCGCGGGAAUGGGAGUGCUGCAUUCCUGCGCGCCGAGGACGCUUUACAGGCCCACAUCUAUUCGGAUGCGGAUCUGGAAGAUGAUCUGAACUUGGCAGAUGAGGGUGCCGCAUGGCAGGCGAUUCAAGAACACGCUCAACGCAAGUCGAGCAGCCCCGUUCUUGAACCACUGGAAGAUGAUGUGUUCAUGGGCGAAUACGAAACAAAAAUUCUUGGCCGUGAGGCAGGCGAAAAGAUCGAAAAGAUCCUUGUCAGCGACAAGAGCACUGAGAACAAAAAGUCGAAGGAAAAAGUUGUGGGUGUGCCGCUCUGGCAGGAGGGCGCGAGUGAUGAUGAGAUGGUUGUUGAUGAUGAGUGUAAUGUGAGCUUUGGGGAUGCCAGUAACCAUCCCGUAUUGGCACUUUUGCAACACUUAAGUGGGAUCGGAGCUGCCGAUCAGCUGGCUUUGACUCUGUCUUCAGGAGUGCUCGGCGCUCUAGGUCCUGAGGAGAAAUCUCUUGUUAUCUCUCCUCUUUUCGCGCUGGCCAUCAACGUUACUGAGUCCCCCCUCUCUGGCGCAGCAUACAGUGCUCUGCAUAGUUUGUGGAGCGCAACAUCCCACACAUCUAAAUCUACGCUUCGCUUCACCGACAUCGCUACUGCACUUGUUAACCUCGGUGCAUGUCACCAUGUAGCAGAAGACCUUCGCUGGACUAUCCGUGAGGAUGUACACCCGUUGCGUAUCAGUUCUGAAAAUCGUUCACGUGUUUUGAGUAAACUAGUAGCGCUAGUGGGUAUUGCUGCUCGAACGGAAAAUCUUGUCGCAGAAGAUAUUCCGAACGUGCUAUUGAGCCUCGUGGUUAUUGGCCUUGACAGAACCACUUCCAACGAGCUGAGGGCUAACUUGCAUCUCACCAUUGACACCAUUUGUUGGACCAUCAAUGUUUCAACUCACCUUUCUAUCCAUCAACGACUUCUCAGCCAUGCGUCUACGCUUACGCCAGCUAACAAAGCCCAUUUUGUUUCGUUCUUUAGUAGCGGCAGUGGCCGCACUCGUCACAUCGCACAAUGGCUAGCAUAUGCGCUAUUCCUUCCAAACAGUAUGCCCUCUGAUGCGCUCCCUCCCCUCGAGCCGCUCAUCCUUCUACUUUCACCUGUACCUGGCUCUGAUGAGCUCUUCGACGUAACAAGCGCAAACGCAGACUUUGAGGACCUCAGGCAUUACUUCGCUAUCAUCAGUGUCGCGCUCGCAAACAUCGAACCCUACGUCCAUGAAGAGAACUCGUCUUCCCAGUCGCUUUCUCGUCAAUCAUCGAUAGACGACAGCCCCCGGAAGAGCCAGAAGCCGCUUGCUCCCCUCGAACUACUUCUGCGGGUGUUAGAGGUCACGCAGGGGCGUAUUGUUGACACGCGUGCGGCGCACCUAGAUCGCUCACGCACGAAGGCAGAGAUGCAUCGCCUUCAGAUGCGCGUGUAUUAUCAACGCCAGGCGCUCAAGCCCGCCGCAGGGUGGACAAAGAUGGCUACCAUCCAGCAUUACUUCGGUCCCAAGUAG
This is a messenger RNA of Suillus plorans, 3006 nucleotides long. RefSeq lists its product as uncharacterized. The coding region runs from base 1 to 3006 and encodes 1001 amino acids. NCBI's taxonomy places the organism in Eukaryota, Fungi, Basidiomycota, Agaricomycetes, Boletales, Suillaceae. The transcript has 8 exons. The record is from RefSeq and is a predicted model, not a curated record.